AUGUUGGAAGCGGCAAUCUUAGCAGUUGAUGCUGAGAAAGCCUUUGACUACAUCAGCUGGGAUCACUUAUUCACUACACUAGAAAAAUUUGGAUUUAAAGACAACAUUAUAAACUUAAUAAAAAUUCUAUACAAAAAUCCAGCAGUGGUAGUUAAUGGAUUAACGUCUGAAAAAUUCAGCCUACAAAGAGGGACCCGCCAGGGUUGCCCUUUAUCCCCUCUGUUAUUUAACUUAUCGAUUGAGCCAUUUGCAAUGCGUUUAAGAGAAUGCCUGUCAGGAAUUCUUAUUGGGGACCAAAAAAUGGUGCUUUCUCUCUAUGCAGAUGACCUAUUAGUAUAUCUAAGUAAUAUUGAAAAAACUUUACCAUUACUAUUGGAGGAAACGCAGAUAUUUAGUGAGAUAUCAGGCUACACGAUCAACUAUGGGAAAUCAGAACUAUUAUGGUUAAAGAAGCCAUUGAAGCUGAUAGGACCAUUACCUUUUAAAGAAAAAUGGCGUGGUAAAGCCUGCAAGUGUGAUUGCCAAGGAGGAGGGUCUACCGUAUCAUCAAAUGGAGUAAUGGUGCUUGACUGUAUGCCAGAAUGCCCUUAUCACAAGCCUCUUGGCUUUGAAUCAGGAGCUGUGAGUGCAGACCAGAUAAUUUGUUCCAAUCAAGACCAGUACACAGGCUGGUAUUCAUCAUGGACUGCCAACAAAGCUCGGCUUAACGGCCAAGGAUUUGGCUGUGCAUGGCUUUCCAAAUAUCAAGACAAUAACCAAUGGCUUCAGAUUGAUCUAUUGGAAAUGAAGGUGAUCUCUGGUAUUAUGACACAAGGAAGAUGUGACACAGAUGAGUGGAUGACAAAAUACAGCGUGCAGUACAGGGCGGACGAAACCUUAAAUUGGGUUUACUACAAAGAUCAAUCAGGAAACAACAGGGUGUUCUAUGGAAAUUCAGAUCGAUCAUCUACAGUACAGAGUUUUCUACGCCCUCCAAUUAUUGCUCGCUAUAUCAAGAUUAUACCUUUGGGGUGGCAUGUCCGUAUUGCAUUAAGAAUGGAGCUACUUGAGUGCAUGAGCAAAUGUGGUUAA
Bombina bombina (fire-bellied toad) is the source of this 1071-nucleotide messenger RNA. RefSeq names its product retinoschisin 1 (gene RS1). The record is from RefSeq and is a predicted model, not a curated record. Bases 1 to 1071 code for a protein of 356 amino acids. The transcript is spliced from 5 exons. Lineage: Eukaryota; Metazoa; Chordata; Amphibia; Anura; Bombinatoridae.